ACGAAGAAAUGAAAAUUAACUCACAUCUUUCAGAUAUUCUUCACUUAGUACAGCUAUUAUCGGCUUUUUGGCUAUGUCCAUUCCCCAGUCGUUUGCUUGACUACGCUUAGCGUUUUGGGCCAGCAUGCUAGAUGCUAUGCAUGCUAUCAUCUGUGGCUGCGACUGUGGCUUCUUUGUGCCACACCAUGUAGAUAUGUGGUAUUUUGCAGAGGUUUGUUUGACUAUCUACCUAGCCAUUGUGUUCGCUGUCCAUAAGACCAACCGACGGACCGACCAACCAUUCAUCUAUAAUGCCAGCUGAGUACUUUAGUCGCUGGUUCAUUCAGCUUUACGCUGAGCUGCUCAUCGACAUUUGUGCGUGCGCAUUCGUCAAGAAAACAACGCGUGUAUCUAAACGACGGCUUCCAGGGCAAACAGAAACUUAGACGGAACGACGAAACAUAAAAACAAAGUGCCUUGCCAGAUAGCUGUCUCACCAAAUAUGUUUCGACUUCAAGUUUUCAUUCAUUUGUUACGCGCUGGAGGAAAUCUCUAAUAUCCAACGUUAAAGUGUGUGUUUGUGUUCGUGUGUGUCUUAUUUUCGAAAUGCAUCAUCUCAAUGGAUACCAGCUAUAGUACAAACCGACAAAAACACCAACAAUAGCAACAGCAAUUAUCGCAUGCAAAACAGCUCCGACAAGCAGCCAGGAAAAUGCAUUUCUUGCUAAUUAAUUAAAGUAUUUAACAACAGCGAACUGAAGUGCAGCUAAUUAAAAUAUGUGUGAUGCAUUAACUCUGUGGCAGGAGAAGCACACGUAGCAAAAACAACAAAACAAAAACAUAGACUGCAGAUUUUGGAAUCUUCCGCAAUAUUCCACAACCAAAUAUUGUGCGCGUUUUUGUAGCUGUCAAUAACACCCAAAGUCCCAAGAAUGGUUACAAGCAAAUCGGAUAAUCAAAUUGUUGCAAUUCAAAAAAUGAACUCUGUGCGGUCUCGCAAAGCUAACGGUAGUAAUUCGUCUGCUUUGCGUCUACUGGAAAGUGAUAACCAGGAGUCUUCAUCCAGCGUCAGUAGAAAUUCUGUCUACAAAUUGAAAAUCGAUUUAAUGUUUGACGAUACAAGUCGUUCCACGCGCAGUCAUCGACUCGAUGAUCCGCAUGGCUCACACAGAACCCGAUCCAUCAUAAUGUACGGACGCAGUGAAUUGGCCAGCACGGCAAAUGACAGUUCACGAUCCAUAACUAGCUAUCUGCACGAGUCCAAUGAAACGGCCAAAAUAUUGGCAGACAAUGCCAAAAAAGAUGUCCAGCGCAUUAGCAACAGUGUCCAGGCACAAAUUGAACAGCUGUUCACCGAUGUGGCAAAGGAUGCCACCAGCAGUUUUGCGGUUACCUGUCUCGGAUCAUUGCCUCUCAAAGACAAAGUGACCAGUUUGCAAGGCUUACAAGAACCUCUGAGGGAGUUGUAUCUCAAAGAGAUUAAGGAUGAGAAACGCAACACUGGCUCUCUGGAUAUCUGUGCCACCGGACUGCGUGUAAAAAUAUCUACUAAAUCGGAGAACACUACAAAAUCGACAAAUGAAGGUGAUAUUACGCCGUUUCACAAUAUUGCCGUAUGGUCUGCUGUGAAGUUUACGGUGUCUCAAGAAGAUGGUGGUGCCGCGUUCCUGCCCCUUAUUACUUCGCCGGAAAAUAUCGAUAAGAGUUUACUGUUUCAGCCAUUAAGUGUGUCGGAGCAAAAGCGUUUGGCCAACAAUCAACACGCACCCAUCUUUGCUGUAGUUAUGCGCUCUGCCGAUCUGCCCAAGGUCUUGGAAUGUCAUGCCUUCAUUUGUAAAAGCACCGAGGAUGCCAUUGUCAUAGCUGCAACGCUAUAUCAGAGCCUGAUGGCCCAUGUCAGUUCCAAUUCGCAUCGCAGCACAAAACGACGCACGCCUCGUAAUCAAAACGGCGUUAGCUGCAUUAGUAUUGCCAGUAGUUCGGCGGUCACCGGUUCCAAUUAUCACAGCCGAUCUCAACUGGUGUCAGCUGGUCGCAAGAGUUCAUUCCGCAGUACAAAUGGCAGUCUGGGAAACGUACCUUCAGUUGCCUCCCGUUCUAGUCGUAAGAAACGUGUUGCGAACAGUUCCCUCAGCUCCAGCAGUAAUAUCAUCAACGAAGCUGUGGAGACAUCGACUGAGGAGAGAAAACGCAAAUCUCACAAAUCGAAGAGAGCCCCACCGAUACCAACAACCAUUCCGGGGGAAAUGUCAAGAAGACUACACUCAUCGAAUCGGGACAAUCGAAAUUCGCCAUCGUCCUCGUAUCACGAGAAUAUGGACAAGAAUGGAAAACAUCUGAAUGUGGGCCACACAAGGAAGAUAAGCGGCGAUGCUGUUUACAAGGCGUCACAAUUUCUGAGCAAUGGUGCGCCUCCAGCGGUGGUUGCUGCUGCCAUUGCAUCGUCUGGCGGAGGUUUGCGUACGAGCGAUACAACUGGAGAUAUAUUGACACGUGUUGCUAUACCCAGAUCCGGUAGCUUCCUGAACACGGGAGGACUUACGCGGUACAAAUCGAGAGCAGCACGUCGUAAUUCUGAUAAAAUCGGAAAUGGCGGUGGCGGAGGUGGCGGUGGUUCACCACUUGGUUUCAGCGAACUCUUCAAUGAAUUCCGUUUGCACGAGAACCUCCACUCGCUGGAUGAUAUUCUGAAUGCCAUCAUCGAUGCCGACGGUAUGUCAUUUAAUGACUUGAAACCAAUCUACAAGGAGUUCUUGCUCAAGCUGGCGGUGACCCUAACGAAGGACGAGCUCUUUCAAAGGUCGAAGAAUAUAAUGCGUCGCCAGAAGAAGAAGAAACUAAAGCGUAAACUCUACACCAACAGUUCCCAAAAAAAAACGAAAACCCCUAUUUUUGGCACAAAAAGUUUGAAGAAGGUUUUUCAGUUAGGACAGUUUCGCUCCUGUCGUGGAAAGCCACCGAAACCUCCACGUAAUAAAGAGUUGGGAAAUCAUCAUCGCAAAUCGGAUCCGCCAAUCGUUAUUGGACCGCCCACGAUGAUAUCCACACAUCCCAACCAUGGACGAAGUAAUCCAGUUCAUCCACACAAUCAGCGGAAUCGGGCAACAACAAGUGGAUCCGAUGUCUCUUUGGUGCGUCACGAGAAUGCAUUCGGCCUAAAUCGGAAUAGUAGCAGCGGGUAUGUACCAUGCAGAUACGUUUCCUGCUCUGAGUGUAGCUAUGACUCAGAGUCGUGCACAUGUACCUCGGCGGAUCGUUGCUAUUGCAGUUUACGAACCGAGGAGAUAAACGAAAACGAGUUGAGACGGCGCAACGAGCGUAGAUCCUCGAAAAGAAUUGUCCAAAACGCCAACAUGAACAGGCAAUCCCUCAUCUCCUGUAAAUCCGAUGACAAGUGCUAUUGUUCCCUGGUCGAGGAGGACAAUCAAGUCACUGCUGCCGAAGACGAUUCCCCCCACACCCACUCCGACACCACUUGGUGCGAUACAGACAGCUGCAUUAGCGCCAGUAAAUGUUAUUGCAAACGUAUUGAACACAACGGUCCCGGUCCCAGACCCAUGGAUGCCAACCACAAAAGCAAGCCUCACAAAUCACGUCGUUCACGUUCAACCACUCGCAAACCUAACGACAAAUUCGGUGUCGACUACGAGCUAUUCAACAUCAACAGCAAUGGAAACACCAAACCGGUUCAAUCGCAUGAGGCACUAAGCGUCAAGAAGAGCGUUGAGGCUGCUGCCAUAUUCGCCGAUGUCAAACUGAGCCAGACGACCGACAUCAAAAGCCUCUGCGCCAAUGCAAGCAACCGAAGUGGCAGCUGUCGUUCUUAUUCGGUGGCAUCCCGCAAACAAUCGCAUUCGUAUCGCAAACGCGAAUCAUUCAGCAUUGGCAGGCGAAAUGAAAUGAACGCCGUGCCUCCUCUGCAGUCGUUGUCUUCGAGUUCAUCACAGAAGUCUUGCAGUGCCGAUGACCUCCUGAAGCAGUUGAGCUACAUCGAGAAGAACAUUGCUCGGGCUGCCUCGGUGCACAGCGGCAAAAGCAAGACCCGCGACAUCAUCCUCCGGGAGAACUUUCAAAACAACUAUCAAUCGAUGCGGGCUGUGAGUGCCUCACUCGAGGAUACCUUGGGAUAUUUGCCAUAAAAAAGCCACUGACGACAACUGUGACGGGACGUCAAGCUCUUGCAUUUAGUUUUCUUUUUUAAUUUAACAGAAUAUUGUUUAAAAAUAGUUUAUAAAUAUUAUUAUAUAUACACAAAAUAUAACUUUAUGGAAAUUACAUUAAGUCCAAUUUAGCUUAUGUUUCUCAAGGCAGUUGGCAAUAGUGGGUGGAGUUUGCAAACACACACACACACACAUACACCUACAGACAACUGCUUUGAGAAACGUAAUCAGAUAAAUAAUUCAUUAACAGCUAAACAUACUUAUAUACGUAUUUUAUUUUGUCUAUUAAUUCCAGUAUUUGUUCCCUCUUGAGGGGGCUAGGGGUAGUUUGAAACCCCUAGACCCCCUCCUCGCUACCUAAUUGUUAUCAUAAACAAACAAUUCAUGUGCAAUAUCCACAAACCAAUGUAAAAUUGAAUUUGAAUUUUAACCAAUAACAAUUGUGCAAUAUAUUUAUGUAUCUGUUUUUAUUAUAUUUUCAAAAAAACAUUUUUGAUACUUUAUUUUUUAAAUAUAAUGUUAUUUUUUACUAAUAAACAAAAGUACAUGUAUGCAUACUUAAACAAAA
Messenger RNA from Musca domestica (house fly), 4707 nucleotides. RefSeq lists its product as uncharacterized. NCBI's taxonomy places the organism in Eukaryota, Metazoa, Arthropoda, Insecta, Diptera, Muscidae. Bases 912 to 4118 code for a protein of 1068 amino acids. The record is from RefSeq and is a predicted model, not a curated record. The transcript has 8 exons.